Mandrillus leucophaeus (drill) is the source of this 3822-nucleotide messenger RNA. It is a transcript of the gene TMTC4, whose product is annotated as transmembrane and tetratricopeptide repeat containing 4. Gene Ontology annotation, cellular component: endoplasmic reticulum. The record is from RefSeq and is a predicted model, not a curated record. Gene Ontology annotation, molecular function: mannosyltransferase activity; protein binding. Bases 373 to 2655 code for a protein of 760 amino acids. The transcript is spliced from 18 exons. Lineage: Eukaryota; Metazoa; Chordata; Mammalia; Primates; Cercopithecidae. Gene Ontology annotation, biological process: endoplasmic reticulum unfolded protein response; protein O-linked glycosylation via mannose.
CUCAAGCCAUCCACCCGCCUCAGCCUCCCAAAGUGCUGGGAUUACAAGUGUGAGCCAUUGCAACCAGCCUUGAUUUGUUGUUUUUUAAGCAGCAGGAGUAAUUUCUUUAGCUGAAAUGUAAGCAUAGAUGUUGAGGCCUGUGUGCUGACCUGUGUUAUGUUUGCGUUGUAAUUUAGAUUCGAGAAGUGGUUUAUCCUUUGACUGGAAAAGAAAAGUAGCUGCAGUAUUCCCCCAGCACUUGCUGAGAGCAUGCCUUACGUCAGGCUGUGAGGCUUGAGAGACAAGCAGUGGAAGAGUUGUGGCCUGUUUCAUCUCUGGAUUAUACAUCCGAGCCUCCUUCUGGCUCCUGGAAGGGGACAGCAUCACCAUGGAAUGAUUCCUAACCAGCAUAAUGCUGGAGCCGGGGGCCAGCAGCCUGCAGUUUUCAGAAUGGCCGUGUUGGACACUGAUUUGGAUCACAUUUUUCCAUCUUCUGUUCUUCCUCCACUCUGGGCUAAGUUAGUAGUGGGAUUGGUUGCCGUUGUGUGUUUUGCACGCAGCUAUGAUGGAGACUUUGUCUUUGAUGACUCAGAAGCUAUUGUUAACAAUAAGGACCUCCAAGCAGAAACGCCCCUUGGGGACCUGUGGCACCAUGACUUCUGGGGCAGUAGACUGAGCAGCAACACCAGCCACAAGUCCUACCGGCCUCUCACCGUCCUGACUUUCAGGAUUAACUACUACCUCUCGGGAGGCUUCCACCCUGUGGGCUUUCACGUGGUCAACAUCCUUCUGCACGGUGGCAUCUCUGUCCUCAUGGUGGACGUCUUCUCGGUUCUGUUUGGCGGCCUGCAGUACACCAGUAAAGGCCGGAGGCUGCACCUCGCCCCCAGGGCAUCCCUGCUGGCUGCGCUGCUGUUUGCUGUCCAUCCUGUGCACACCGAAUGUGUUGCUGGUGUUGUCGGCCGUGCAGACCUCCUGUGUGCCCUGUUCUUCUUGUUGUCUUUCCUUGGCUACUGUAAAGCAUUUAGAGAAAGUAACAAGGAGGGAGCGUAUUCUUCCACCUUCUGGGUGCUGCUGAGUAUCUUCCUAGGAGCAGUGGCCAUGCUGUGCAAAGAGCAAGGGAUCACCGUGCUGGGUUUGAAUGCAGUAUUUGACAUCUUGGUGAUAGGCAAAUUCAAUGUUCUGGAAAUUGUCCAGAAGGUACUGCAUAAGGACAAGUCAUUAGAGAGUCCCGGCAUGCUCAGGAACGGGGGCCUCCUCUUCAGAAUGACCCUGCUCACCUCCGGAGGGGCUGGGAUGCUGUAUGUGCGCUGGAGGAUCAUGGGCACGGGCCCGCCGGCCUUCACCGAGGUGGACAACCCGGCGUCUUUUGCUGACAGCAUGCUGGUGAGGGCCGUAAACUACAAUUACUACUAUUCAUUGAAUGCCUGGCUGCUGCUGUGUCCCUGGUGGCUGUGUUUUGAUUGGUCAAUGGGCUGCAUCCCCCUCAUUAAGUCCGUCAGUGACUGGAGGGUAAUUGCACUUGCAGCACUCUGGUUCUGCCUAAUUGGCCUAAUAUGCCAAGCCCUGUGCUCUGAAGACGGCCACAAGAGAAGGAUCCUUACUCUGGGCCUGGGAUUUCUUGUUAUCCCAUUUCUCCCCGCGAGUAACCUGUUCUUCCGAGUGGGCUUCGUGGUCGCGGAGCGAGUCCUCUACCUCCCCAGCGUUGGCUACUGUGUGCUGCUGACUUUUGGAUUUGGAGCCCUGAGCAAACAUACCAAGAAAAAGAAACUGAUUGCUGCUGUCGUGCUGGGGAUCUUACUCAUCAACAUGCUGAGAUGCGUGGUGCGCAGCGGCCAGUGGCGGAGUGAGGAACAGCUUUUCAGAAGCGCUCUGUCUGUGUGUCCCCUCAAUGCCAAGGUUCACUACAACAUUGGCAAAAACCUGGCUGAUAAAGGCAACCAGACAGCUGCCAUCAGAUACUACCGGGAAGCCGUAAGAUUAAAUCCUAAGUAUGUUCAUGCCAUGAAUAAUCUUGGAAAUAUCUUAAAAGAAAGGAAUGAGCUACAGGAAGCUGAGGAGUUGCUGUCUUUGGCUGUUCGAAUACAGCCAGACUUUGCUGCUGCGUGGAUGAAUCUAGGCAUAGUACAGAACAGCCUGAAACGGUUUGAAGCCGCAGAGCAAAGUUACCGGAUGGCAAUUAAACACAGAAGGAAAUACCCAGAUUGUUACUACAACCUCGGGCGUCUGUAUGCAGAUCUCAAUCGCCACGUGGAUGCCUUGAACGCGUGGAGAAAUGCCACCGUGCUAAAACCAGAGCACAGCCUAGCCUGGAACAACAUGAUUAUACUCCUCGACAAUACAGGUAAUUUAGCCCAAGCUGAAGCAGUUGGAAGAGAGGCAUUGGAAUUAAUACCUAAUGAUCACUCUCUCAUGUUCUCGUUGGCAAACGUGCUGGGGAAAUCCCAGAAAUACAAGGAAUCUGAAGCUUUAUUCCUCAAGGCAAUUAAAGCAAAUCCAAAUGCUGCAAGUUACCAUGGUAAUUUGGCUGUGCUUUAUCAUCGCUGGGGACAUCUAGACUUGGCCAAGAAACACUAUGAAAUCUCCUUGCAACUUGACCCCACGGCAUCAGGAACUAAGGAGAACUAUGGUCUGCUAAGAAGAAAGCUAGAACUAAUGCAAAAGAAAGACGUCUGAUCCUUUUUCCUUCAUGUUUUCAGUUUGAGUGUGUGUGUGCAUGAGGCAUAUCAUUAAUAGUAUGUGGUUACAUUUAACCAUUUAAAAGUCUUAGACAUGUUAUUUUAUUGAUUUUUUCUAUGAAAACAAAGACAUGCAAAAAGAUUAUAGCACCAGCAAUAUACUCUUGAAUGCUUGAUAUGAUUUUUCAUUGAAAUUGUAUUUUUUCAGACAACUCAAAUGUAAUUCUAAAAUUCCAAAAUUGUCUUUUUUAAUUAAACAGAAAAAGAGAAAAAAUUAUCUUGAGCAACUUUUAGUAGAACUGAACUUUCAUUUGGGAUCUGAGCCUUGUCGUGUGUGGACUAGCACUAUUAAACUUCAAUUAUGACCAAGAAAGGAUAGACUGACCCCUACAAUUUGUAUAAAUAUUGAACGUGUCUAUAUAUUAGCAUUUUUAUUUAAUGACAAAGCAAAUUAAGAUUCUUGUUUUUUUAUCUCUUUUUUUAAAACAAUAUACUGUGAACUUUGUAAGGAAAUAUUUAUUUGUAUUUUUAUGUUUUGAAUAGGGCAAAUCGAAUGAGGAAUGGAAAUUGUAACAUGUAGUAUAUCUAGAUCUAUAUGCUUUUCCCCAUAGGAAGAAAUUGACUUCUGCAGUAGUUUUUGGAUGCUCUGACUUGUGCAAUUUCAAUACAUAGGAGGUUAUGUAAUGUAAUAUUUUACAUAAACAGUUACUAUCAGUUGAAAGUUCAGGCCAUACUUUAGGCAAAAGCAGGCAGCCUCACAUCUUUAUUUUUGUUACAUCCAAGGUGAAGAGGGCAACACAUCUGUGUAAGUUGCUUUUUAGUGUUUUUAACUGAAAAGCCGUUUUCCAUUUUGCUUAAUGAAACUACAGACAUUAUCCAGAAAAUGCAAAAUUUUCUCUCAAAUGGAGCCACAUUCGGGGAAUUUGUGGUAUUUUUAAGAAUGGAGUUGUUCCUGCUGUUAUUUGAUCCAAACAAUGUUUUGUUUUGUUCUUCUCUGUAUGCUGUUGACCUAAUGAUUUAUGCAAUCUCUGUAAUUUCUUAUGCAGUAAAAUUAUUACACAAACUAGCAUGAAAAUGUCAAAUUGCUUUCUUAAUCGAUGAUUUUCAAGUAGUGAACUUUAUAUCCUCCUUUACCUUAAAAUGAAAUCAAAGUGACCAUAUCAUC